This is a messenger RNA of Giardia duodenalis, 399 nucleotides long. RefSeq lists its product as uncharacterized. Lineage: Eukaryota; Fornicata; Diplomonadida; Hexamitidae. The transcript has a single exon. The coding region runs from base 1 to 399 and encodes 132 amino acids. The record is from RefSeq and is a predicted model, not a curated record.
AUGAAUAGCCUGCAACAAGGGGCAUCACCUAAAACGCCGUACACGAAUAUGUUUGCACGAAGCUUCCUGGCACACAUGCGCCAGGAAAGCCACAUUUCAGAGCAUCAUCUACCUGGCUCUAUGACACAGAUGAUUUACAGCAGCGAGUUUUCAGCAAGCACAAAUCUUCAUACAAUACCAUUGGAGACCAAUCCCGAUCAGGGUUAUCCGAGAGAUGUGAACUUCACUACUGAUGAGUCGACGGACCAAGUGGCGUUCGCACGAAUGAAAGAAUUGCAGAUUCUAGAAAGCAUAUAUCUCUGUGGAAGCUCAGAGAGCAAACGCAAAAGCAAGUCGAAGGAUAGGAAGAGUGGGACGAUGGUUGAAAUAAUCUUUGCAUCUCCAACCUCUGGUGUUUAA